Selaginella moellendorffii is the source of this 2502-nucleotide messenger RNA. RefSeq names its product CSC1-like protein At1g62320. Gene Ontology annotation, molecular function: calcium-activated cation channel activity. Gene Ontology annotation, cellular component: plasma membrane. The transcript is spliced from 11 exons. NCBI's taxonomy places the organism in Eukaryota, Viridiplantae, Streptophyta, Lycopodiopsida, Selaginellales, Selaginellaceae. The coding region runs from base 198 to 2474 and encodes 758 amino acids. The record is from RefSeq and is a predicted model, not a curated record.
CGCGAUGAUCAAUCGAUCCCAGAGGCAUUCUCAGCUCGGCCAGCGGAAUCUUUCUCCUGCUGGCGGCGCGCUGCGAUCUCGUAGUUAGCACGCGUAAGAAUCGAUUGCUUUGUAGCUCAGCUCCUAUAGCAACUACCAAGAGUGUGUUGGCGGCAAGGAACGUUCGAUCGCGAGAAGCGGCAGAUCGAUCGUGAGCGAUGGCGACUCUCCAAGAUCUCAUGCUGUCGGCUGCGAUUAAUGGCGGAUCCACGAUCGUCUUCCUCCUCGUCUUCGCGUUCUUGCGGCUCCAGCCAUUCAGCGACAGGGUUUAUUAUCCCAAAUGGUUCAUCAAGGGCGUCCGGAAGAGCGAGGAUCGACCGAUUAAGGCCAGGUUUGUGAACCUCGACCCCAGGGCGUAUUUGCAUUUCCUAGAUUGGAUGUGGGAGUCCAUUCGGAUGCCAGAGCUAGAGCUGAUCGAUCACGCAGGGCUGGAUUCGGCGAUUCUCUUGCGAAUUUAUCUUCUGGGCUUAAAGGUUUUUGUGCCAUUGCUGGUUUUGUGUUUCCUCAUUUUGGUGCCCGUGAAUGCCACUGAUACGAACUUGCGCAAGUCCUCUGGGAAGCUUUUCUCUGCCGACAUUGAUAAAUUGUCGGUGGCAAAUGUGCAAGAUAGAUCCGACAGACUCUGGGCACAUAUGCUAUUGACAUAUGUGUUUACACUGUGGACGUGUUACGUGCUCCACAACGAGUACAAAACUGUGGCUUUCAUGAGAUUGAGAUUUUUAAAGUCUCAGCUGAGUCGACCGGAACAGUUCACGGUUCUUGUUCGGCAAAUUCCUGACGAUCCCGAUGAAACUGUGGGUCUUCAUGUCGACCACUUCUUUCGUGUCAACCAUUAUGAACACUACCUUAUGUAUCAGAUUGUAUAUAAUGCCAAUAAGCUUGCAAAGAUUGUUAAGAAGAUUGAGGACAUUGAAAACAAGCUAAAUUAUUGUCGUAUCAUGGAAUCAAGAAAUCCUUCUUCCAGGCCUCAAAUCAAGAAAGGAUUUCUCGGGAUCAGAGGAGAGAAGCUUGAUGCCAUGAAGUUUUACACAUCAGAAAUAGAGAGACUUGUCGGCGAGGCAGCAACAGAAAAGGAAAGAAUUUUCAGCGAUGAAAAGGCAAAACUUCCAGUUGCAUUCGUUACAUUCGACUCGCGUUGGGGAGCUGCUGUCUGUGCUCAGACUCAACAAACGAAAGACCCUACGAAGUGGCUCGCGGAAUGGGCGCCUGAGCCUCGGGAUGUGUAUUGGAGGAAUCUCGCUAUUCCAUACAUGGAGCUCUACUUUCGAAAGAUCGCCAUAACGGCAGCAGUUGUCGUCCUCAUUCUCUUCUUUAUGAUUCCCGUGACGUUCGUGCAGUCACUGGCAAACAUAGAAGACAUUGAGCGGACUGUCAAGUUCUUAAGACCAGUAAUCGAGAGGAAGUUUAUAAAAUCGAUACUACAAGGAUUUCUCCCCGGUCUAGCGUUGAAAAUUUUCCUUCUCAUUCUCCCCAGCGUCUUGAUGAUCUUGUCAAAGGUAGAGGGACAUUUAUCUCUGUCGAAGCUGGACAGGAUGGCAGCAGCCAAGCACUUCUACUUCAUGGUCUUCAACGUUUUCUUUGCCAGUGUCUUCACUGGCUCGGCAUUGCAGCAGCUCAAGCUUUUCUUGCACAAAUCACCCUCCGACAUUCCACAGCUUCUAGGCGAUGCCAUACCACUCAAGGCCACCUUCUUCAUCUCCUACAUCAUGGUGGACGGCUGGGCGAGCGUGGCCGGAGAGAUCCUGAGGCUCAAGCCGCUCCUCUUUUUCCACUUUCGCAACAUGAUGUUCGUCAAGACGGAGAAAGACAGGGAAAAGGCCAUGGCCCCCGGCGGCCUCAGCCUCAACACUGCGCUUCCUCACGUCGGCCUCUACUUCUUGCUCGGCCUCGUCUACGCAGUCAUCGCACCGAUCAUCCUCCCAUUCAUCGUCACCUUCUUUGGCUUCUCAUAUCUCGUCUAUCGUAACCAGGUGAUCAACGUGUACCACCCGGAGUACGAGAGCGCUGGCGGCUUCUGGCCCCAUAUCCACAACCGGGUCGUCGCUUCCAUGAUUAUCAUGCAGCUCACGCUACUGGGUCUUCUUUCCACGAAGCGAGCGGCCAGUUCCACUCCAUUCCUCGCCGGUUUGCCAGUCUUAACCUUCAUAUUUCAUACGUAUACCAAGCGGUGCUUCGAGUCCGCCUUUGUCAAGUUCCCUCUCGAGGAAGCGAGAGCCAAGGAUUUAAUCGACCAGGCCAAAGAUCCCCACACCGACUUCCGGUCCCUGUUUAGAAACUCGUACACCCAUCCCGUGUUGAAAACCGAGGAGGAUUUAGAGCAGGGACACCGGGAUUGGCAAGAAGGCGACACUCAGCUGGUGCCGACCAAGCGUGGUUCGUCGGCACGCCAGUCCAGGGCCCCCAGCGUAAACAACUCCAUGACGGGUUUGUUGUGAUCCACCUAGUUAUCAAACCAAAACAGCG